ACUGAUGCAGGGGGAUCCAUCAUGGCGUCGAUGCAGAAAAGGUUACAGAAGGAGCUGCUAGCCUUGCAGAAUGAUCCACCCCCUGGAAUGACCCUAAACGAGAAGAGCGUACAAAACACCAUUACACAAUGGAUAGUGGACAUGGAAGGAGCCUCUGGUACUGUUUAUGAAGGGGAAAAAUUCCAGCUUCUUUUUAAAUUUAGUAGUCGUUAUCCCUUUGACUCACCUCAGGUAAUGUUCACAGGAGACAAUAUACCUGUCCAUCCCCACGUUUAUAGCAAUGGCCACAUCUGCCUGUCCAUCUUAACGGAGGACUGGUCACCAGCCCUUUCAGUCCAGUCUGUUUGUCUUAGCAUUAUUAGCAUGCUGUCCAGCUGCAAAGAGAAGAGACGGCCUCCUGAUAAUUCAUUUUAUGUACGAACAUGUAAUAAAAAUCCAAAGAAGACAAAAUGGUGGUAUCAUGAUGAUACCUGUUAAUAUGAACUUUCUUGAACUCCAAGAGGGAAGAAGUCCUACUGACCUAUAGAAGCACUUUUUUGAAUAUCAUAUGGUCUCUGAACUUAACCUUGGACUCAAACUAAAGCAUGGACUCCUGUGGACCACAAACACGGGAAACGAUGUCAGCUGUGUUACUGGUAGCCAGUUGGAUGCAUGUUUGGGGGUUAACAAAAGAGAUGACGAAUGGAAAUAAAUUAUAAACAGAACGGAAACGGACCAUCAUUGGUAGUUGUGAAGAAAUUUUGUUUCAUCCAGGAUUUUAUUAUUAUUUUAUUUUGAUAGUAAGAUUACCACACCACACUGUUCAUUUUCUGUCUCUAGUUUGUUUUAAGCUCCACGUGUCUUGUGCAAUAACAAGAAUUUGGGUGCAUUUUCAGGGCCAAUAAUGAGAAAUCCAAAUCAAUAGUCACGAUCCAAAACAAAUACUGAAAUGAUUGUAGUGUUCCUUCGCUUUACUUUCAUUCCUACUGAAAUGAUAUGCACUGUGAAAUGAUAUAAGAAAAGAAAGGUUUGUUUAGGAGGUUGAAUUUCUGAUGAAUCGCUGUAAAUAGUUUAAUAUACAAAUGGUACGUUUUGUUCUCAUUCAUCUCAAGUUCUGAUAUCACUGCAUAUGGAGGUUAGUCUCUGAGUCUUCUUUGGACUUUAUUUGGUGCAUUUAAGCAUUAAAACCAACCUUGAUCAUCAAUCAAUCUCAUAUUUACCUCUACUAACUCCUACCGGAUGAAACCAGGGCCUAAAACUAAAUUGCUGUUGUUUAGUAUAUGAUACUAAUGGUAUUAAUAAUGGCUGAGAAAGCAAUAUGGUUCAGUAUGAUUAUGAAAACUUUACAGAAAACUAGUUUUCAGUAUUUUGAAGCAGCUUGCUGUGUAUUUGAAAAGGCAAACAUUUUCCCAGGUUUAGAUUGAAAAUAGUUCAUAAAUGGGCUGCCAAUAAAACAGAAUCCUUUCAAAAUAGUAGUAAUCUCCUCCAAAAUAAAAGCUUUGUUGUUUAACUUAAAAGCUAAUAAAAUAAUCUAUAUAAAAUCAAACGAUAAUAAUUGCAAUGACAUGUUUUGCCUCUAUUUACCUCAAUUAUGCAUUGCUUUUGGGCCAGUAAAAUAUUUAUUGUAUUGUGAUAGAUUUUCUCAAAUGUUUUUGCUUAGUUUUAGGCCCUGGACACAGAAGUAUUCAGUGUAGAUUUGCAGUGCUUGGUAAACCAGUAUAUUGAAUGUUGGCAAGAAAGUUCUGUCUUGUGUUCUAUCUUAUUUGUAUAAAAUCUUUUUUACGAGAUUGAGUUUGCUCAAAUAUCUUUUAAAUAUUCCAAUUUUCUUUUCUUUCCAUGUUUUUACUUUAUCGAAAGUAACCAAUAAGAUUUGAAAAAUGGCAGUAUGUUUGGGAUUGUACAUCUUAUUUAAUUCGAGGUUCCUGUUUUAUUCUUUGUAACCUCAAAUGUAACCUUUUUGGAAGUCAUUGCAAUUUUUGUAUAUUCUCAAGGUGUUGAUUAUCCUGGUCAUACUUGUCUGGCUCAGGUAUUUUUAUUUUGUUUUUUAAGGAUGAAAAAAAAA
Molecule: messenger RNA, 2041 nt
Organism: Danio rerio (zebrafish)
Lineage: Eukaryota; Metazoa; Chordata; Actinopteri; Cypriniformes; Danionidae
Gene: ube2wb
Product: ubiquitin conjugating enzyme E2 Wb
Biological process (GO): protein monoubiquitination; protein ubiquitination
Cellular component (GO): nucleus
Molecular function (GO): ubiquitin conjugating enzyme activity; ubiquitin protein ligase binding; ligase activity
Source: RefSeq, marked provisional